Parnassius apollo (apollo) is the source of this 441-nucleotide messenger RNA. NCBI's taxonomy places the organism in Eukaryota, Metazoa, Arthropoda, Insecta, Lepidoptera, Papilionidae. The record is from the annotation of a GenBank genome assembly.
AUGGCGUUUGCUGGGACAAACCUUAGUUUGACCCAGCCGGAUAUAAUGCAAAAACUGACGGAGCGCAUAGACGACCUGAAGCAGAGAAUCGCUGCUUGGGGAAAGCGGAUUCGUCGAUAUACCGAGAGGUCGCCAUGGUUCAACCAGAAUCGUCUCUUCCAGAGUGAUCAGAAGAGGCUCUAUAAAUCGUUGGAGCGACCAAUAUUAAGUGGAACGGGCUCAGUACCGAAUCAGGCCGACACGGUCGCAUUCUGGCGCAGCCUGUUGUCAAAGCCCGUAAACCACAACGAGAGCCCUUGGACGGAAGUUGUGGAGAGUCAGUGUGCGGAUAUUACGCCCAUGGACCCCGUCAUCAUAACGCCGGAUGACGUAGCUAAGGCGGUCCGUGGGCCCCGAACUGGAAAAGUCCGGGGCUUGACGGGCUGCAUCACUACUGGCUGA